Prunus mume (Japanese apricot) is the source of this 809-nucleotide messenger RNA. Its product is annotated as protein LOL2. The record is from RefSeq and is a predicted model, not a curated record. Lineage: Eukaryota; Viridiplantae; Streptophyta; Magnoliopsida; Rosales; Rosaceae.
UUCGAGACAUGUCAAGUUGUUGUCUGCAACCCCCGCCGUGCGUGCGAGAGGCAGAGACAGAGGGGAGGAUGGAGAGCACAGUGGAAGUAGACAAAGGGCCAGUCCCGGAGCACCAAUCCAUCGCUGCUGCCCAACCACCACCCUCCCCUUCCGAAAUAGCUCAAAUGGUUUGUGGUUCUUGCCGUCGCCUGCUUAAAUAUUCACGAGGAGCCAGACAUGUUCAAUGCUCAUGCUGUCAGACGGUCAACUUUGUGCUAGAAGCUGAUCAGGUUGGACAAGUUAAAUGUGGUAGUUGUGCAGUGUUGCUGAUGUAUCAAUAUGGAGCUUCAUCCGUCAGGUGUUCCUCUUGCCAGUUUGUGACAGAAAUUGGAGAACACAACAAGCGUCCUCCAUGGUCUGUUCAACAGGGGCAACCACUUCCCCCUGCUAAUCCUGUUCAUUAAACUGCUUAUGUGAGGCGUGCCUAGAAAUUGUAGAGGAAAAUUUGUGACUAAUUUUAAACAUUUUGAACAUGCAGCAUGUAAUAAUGUGGUACUGUAUAUGAAAUUCAACUUUACACCUAUGGCAGAAACAUGUACCAUAUCAUAUUGCAAGAAUUAGUAAACGUAACAUCUUUCUUUUGGGGGAAAAAAGGUAACUGGAGACUUGAGCUCAAACAGUUGAAUGUUCAUUCAAUCAUCAGCCGGGAUGUCCUCGUCACUCUCCAGAAAUGAGCCCAGAGUCUUUCUCAGAAGGCUGAAAGUUCUGUCAUCCUGAGUUUAUAAACAGAAAAUGUGGUUUUGAGACAUGUUUAUAUAUACAUUGAGAUA